Messenger RNA from Aspergillus novofumigatus IBT 16806, 957 nucleotides. Its product is annotated as aminoglycoside phosphotransferase family protein. Bases 1 to 957 code for a protein of 318 amino acids. The transcript is spliced from 2 exons. Lineage: Eukaryota; Fungi; Ascomycota; Eurotiomycetes; Eurotiales; Aspergillaceae. The record is from RefSeq and is a predicted model, not a curated record.
AUGACCUGUGAAGGAGAACGGGUGCGACUUACGCAAUGGAAGAUCCCCAAAGCUCUCAGUUUUGUUGUGGAAGAUUCGACCUUUUUCCAAAAAUGGGAUCGAUUACCUUCACCAAAUGAAGUGCAGGCACGUGCUAGGACACAGCAUCAGCAUCUCGCUGGAGGGUAUCCAAAUCAAAACAAAGUUCAUUCGGUGGCGGCACCUUGUGUCCGACCGCCACCUGUCAUUUUCGAAGAAAUGGGCCUGUUCGUUAAGUGGGGAAGCUCUGUUCAAAUAUCCGAAGCUCAGUGCCUAUUUGCCGUCCAUCAAUUCCUCAAAGGCGAUGUUCCUGUGCCUGAAGUGUAUGGUUGGCGCACCGAGGGUAAUGAGGCCUACAUUUACAUGGAGUAUGUAAAUGGGCAAUCGCUUGAGCAAGCAUGGCCCAGCAUGGGAUAUGAGGACAAAGCUGGCAUCUGUCGCGAACUCAGGACAAUCUUUCAGCGUCUACGCCAAGUCGAACAGGACCCAGAGGACCCGUUUGUAGGCAACAUUACGAAGGGACCUCUUUACGACAGAGCAUUUCAUGUGAACUAUAUGCAUGAAGCAGGCCCUUUCGCUACAGUUCACGACUUUCACGAUUGGUUUACCUUUCUUCACCGAAGACCCAUGCCAGAUCCGUACUCAGUUCCAGUGGAACCAUUCCGCCAUGACCUGCCAGACGACUGUGCAAUCAAGUUCACUCAUGGCGACCUGCAUCGCAGUAACAUCAUCGUCACACCCACACGCCCAUACCGUAUCCUGGCGGUUGUUGACUGGGAGCAAUCCGGUUGGCUGCCUGAAUACUGGGAGUCUCGAAAGGCGCAAUAUACCGCUGAUAGAGCUGAGGAAUGGUCCCUCACCUACCUGCCCAUGAUUAUGGAGCAAUUUUCCUGUACUUGGGACCCAUGGGACUACUACACGUCCGCAAUGGGAUGUUGA